AUAAAUUAAUCAAAAUAUUUUCCAUUUAUUACAUGCAAAAAGAAAAAAGUAUGGCUCGAAUCCUAUAUUUCUUUUUUGCUUUCCUCAUCUUUGUCUCCCUAUUUAUGGUCGCAACCAACGAAAGCAUCCCUGAGGUUCUUCCAUGCCUUUUUAGCAAUGAAUGUCCACCAGAUCUGUGUCCAAUUGAUCUAUUUCCGAAGUGCAUUAAUUUAUCUUGUCAAUGCAGUGCUGAGUUCUACAAUAUAGAUUAAGUUGUCAAUUUCAUUGAAAAGAUCAUAUGUAUUGUUAUAUUAUGGAAGUAUGUUGCUAUCAUGAACUCAUAGAAGAAAUGGAAAACAAUAAUAUCAUGGUGUAGUCAUAAUUACCUAAUAUAAUAAAGGGUUAAUAGUGUUUUUGGCCCCUGUAA
Molecule: messenger RNA, 406 nt
Organism: Medicago truncatula (barrel medic)
Lineage: Eukaryota; Viridiplantae; Streptophyta; Magnoliopsida; Fabales; Fabaceae
Exons: 2
Coding region: 33-251 (72 amino acids)
Molecular function (GO): metal ion binding
Source: RefSeq, a predicted model, not a curated record